This is a messenger RNA of Eimeria acervulina, 753 nucleotides long. Its product is annotated as proteasome subunit alpha type 4, subunit, putative. Gene Ontology annotation, biological process: ubiquitin-dependent protein catabolic process. The transcript has 4 exons. Bases 1 to 753 code for a protein of 250 amino acids. NCBI's taxonomy places the organism in Eukaryota, Apicomplexa, Conoidasida, Eucoccidiorida, Eimeriidae. Gene Ontology annotation, cellular component: proteasome core complex; cytosol; proteasome core complex, alpha-subunit complex. The record is from RefSeq and is a predicted model, not a curated record.
AUGUCGCGCCGGUACGACUCGCGCACGACCACUUUCUCUCCCGAGGGGAGACUUUACCAGGUAGAGUACGCUCUUGAGGCUAUUAACAACGCCUCGUCCACACUAGGCAUUCUGGCAAAGGAUGGAGUUGUCUUGGCUGCUGACAAGAUGGUUACCUCGAAGCUGCUUGAUCAUGGAAGAACCAAAGAAAAGCUAUACAAGGUCGACAACCACGUGAUGUGCGCAGUGGCGGGAUUAACAGCUGACGCAAACAUCCUGAUUAAUCAAGCAAGAGUUAACGCUCAACGCUUUCUGUAUCAGUACGGAGAACCACAACCAAUCGAGCAGCUGGUGGUACAGCUAUGCGACAUCAAGCAAUCUUACACACAGUUUGGUGGGUUGCGGCCAUUCGGCGUAAGCUUUCUGUUUGCUGGUUGGGACAAGCACUACGGCUUCCAGCUGUAUCAUACCGACCCAUCGGGCAAUUACUCUGGAUGGAAGGCGACAGCUAUUGGCGUGAACAACCAGUCAGCACAGACAAUCCUGAAACAGGAGUUGCGAGAUGAUAUGGACGUACCGGCGGCGCUUGAUUUAGCAGCCAAAGUUCUCAACAAAACAAUGGACACGGCAGCGCCAAGUGCAGAUAAACUUGAAAUCGCGGUUUUACAAUUUGACCCCCAGGACCCCACUGUUCUGGAGCAGCGGUCGCUACCUGCAAAAGAGGUGGAAGUUCUCAUGAAGCGCGCCCAGGAGCAGCAGGCAGAGGCACAGUAG